AUGCAUUUCACGCAAAUCGUUUCACUGUCGAUCCUUUUUCUGGUCCAACAAGCCAAGGCCGAGGACUUGCGCCGCGACCGCGUUGUUUAUUCUUCCAACUUUCCGUCGCGCUCAUCUUCAGCACACCGCGCCCAGAGUCUUCCCAAGGAUGAAGAUAUCUAUCUUGACUUUGCCCUGACUAUACCAGAGGAGCAGCUUCAAGCUGCAACACAAGCUCUCCAGGAUAUAUCCAACCCGGCCUCUAUCAACUUUGGCCAUGCUUGGACAGGGGACCAAGUAGCUGAGCUUUUGGCGCCACCCAAGGACAGUAUUCAAAAAGUGGCGCAAUGGCUGAACGAGUCCAAUGUUCAUCACUCAGACAUUCGGGUCUCCUCCGAUAGAGGACACCUUUACGUCAAGACGACGCUGGGCCAGGCAGAGGAGUUGUUAGAGGCACAGUACCACAAGUACUUGACCGGACCAACUGAACAAGUUGCCUCCGACACUUAUUCCCUCCCGGAACACAUAUCGAAACUGGUAGACUUUGCCAUGCCAGGGCUUCCAUCUGCGAUCCCGCCUACCAGCUUGGCCGGCAAUGUCGUAGAAGAUCCCAACGAAAGGAGACAGGUGAACUCGACAGCACCUCGAUCGAUAGAUGACUGCUUCAGAUAUAUGAGCCCUGAAUGCCUGAGGCUUCUUUACAACAUCCCCUGGCCAUCUAACACACCGACCCAUCCCAACAAUUCUCAGGGUAUCUUCCAGAUAUCAUGGCAGACAUGGCUUCCGGAGGAUCUGGACGCCUUUUUCGAACUUUUUCAACCUGCACUCGUCGGCCAGCGUCCCGAAGUGUUGCCCAUUGCUGGGGGCUAUCUCCAAACGGAAUUCAAGGACCGCGCCUUCAACCUCGAGUCCAACCUUGAUCACGAGUACGCUAUGGCGUUAUCGUAUCCCCAGCCCGUUAAAAACGUACAAGUCGGAGGGCGCGAGAACCUGGGAAACCUGAAUCUCAUGCUUGCCGCGUUUGACCAGGAGUACUGCGCGACGGGUCUGGACGCCAACUUUGAUCCCCUAACUCCCACCCCGGAAAACCCGCACGGGACGGACUGCGGCACGGCGGAUCCGCCAUUGGUCAUCUCAGUCUCGUACGCCUGGAACGAGGUUGCUUUUAGUGAGCAAUACGUACGUCGCCAGUGUCUGGAGUUUCUCAAGUUGGGCCUCCGCGGCGUCACCGUCAUCGCUGCUACCGGGGACCGAGGCACCGCUGACCAGCUGGAUCAAUGCCGCGAUCCCAGCAGCGGCCAGCUGGGUGCCGGUCCGGGACACUUUAGUGCGAAUUUCCCAGCCUCUUGCCCCUGGGUUACCGCCGUGGGAGGAACCCAGCUAUCUCCGACAAACGUGUCCUGGGUGAAAGGGGAAACUCCCUUCCCUCCCGAGACUGCUCUCAGGUUGAGUGGGAGUGGCUACGAGUUCACAUCUGGGGGCGGGUUCAGUGGCCUGUUUCCAGCUCCGUGGUACCAGAAGGGCGCCGUGGAAUCGUAUCUAGGCCAUCCGGGUCAUCAAACGCACCUCUCUAAUCUAUCCUCGAGUGGAUAUUUCGACAACCGGGGCCGUGGGUUUCCCGAUGUGUCGGCGAUGGCCCUCAACUAUCUCGUCCGCACCAACGACAAGCUCAUAACGGCAUCCGGCACGUCGGCAGCAGCGCCGGUCUUUGCGUCCAUGAUUACCAAAAUCAACGACGCGCGGCUCAAGUCCGGAAAGGGACCUGUUGGGUUCGUAAACCCCGUGCUGUACUCUCACAGUGAUUCCUUCUCAAGGGAUGUAUCUACCGGGUCCAACGGUGGCUGUGGCGUCCCGCUGGCUUUUCCUGCGGGCGAAGGCUGGGACGCAGUCACGGGUUUGGGGACGAUAGAUUUCGAGAGUUUAUUAGCAACUUACCUCAGUCUGCCGUAA
This is a messenger RNA of Colletotrichum truncatum, 1929 nucleotides long. RefSeq names its product alkaline serine protease. Gene Ontology annotation, molecular function: tripeptidyl-peptidase activity; serine-type endopeptidase activity. The record is from RefSeq and is a predicted model, not a curated record. NCBI's taxonomy places the organism in Eukaryota, Fungi, Ascomycota, Sordariomycetes, Glomerellales, Glomerellaceae. Gene Ontology annotation, biological process: proteolysis.